Morone saxatilis (striped sea-bass) is the source of this 2591-nucleotide messenger RNA. It is a transcript of the gene nipsnap1, whose product is annotated as nipsnap homolog 1 (C. elegans). The coding region runs from base 35 to 871 and encodes 278 amino acids. The transcript is spliced from 10 exons. Gene Ontology annotation, cellular component: mitochondrion. Lineage: Eukaryota; Metazoa; Chordata; Actinopteri; Moronidae. The record is from RefSeq and is a predicted model, not a curated record.
CGUAUCCAGAAGAGUUUUUACUCUACAGAGGAACAUGGCGACGACCGGUUCUGUGCGGUCUAAAGGACAGGUGUUGUACAGGUAUUCUGUGACUCUGCACCAAUCCUCGACCAGGAGGUUUUCAGAGAGCAGCGACAAAGGCUGGUUCCGUUCCUUAUUUGUGCACAAAGUCGAUGCCAGAAAAGAUGCCCACUCCAACCUGCUGUCAAAGAAAGAGACCAGCAACCUGUAUAAAAUUCAAUUUCACAACGUCAAACCAGAGUGCCUGGAGGCAUACAACAGUCUAGAGGCUGAGGUGCAAACCAGGCUCCAUCAGGACCAGGACUACCCAUGUGAGGUGGUUGGAAGCUGGAAUACCUGGUACGGAGAACAGGACCAAGCUGUGCAUCUAUGGCGAUACAGAGGAGGCUACCCAGCCUUGACUGAAUGCCUGAAGAAACUGAACAAUAACAAGGAAUAUUUAGAGUUUCGGAAAGAGAGGGCGAAAAUGUUGAUUUCAAGGCGAAAUCAGCUCCUCCUGGAGUUCAGUUUCUGGAAUGAACCCUCUCCCAGACCAGGACCCAGCAUCUAUGAAAUGCGCACCUAUCACCUAAAGCCAGGAACUAUGAUUGAAUGGGGAAACCACUGGGCGAGGGCCAUCAAAUACAGACAGGAAAACAACGAAGCAGUGGGCGGGUUCUUCUCACAGAUUGGCGACCUGUAUGCUGUUCAUCAUUUGUGGGCUUAUGAAAGCCUCCAGUCCCGCAAUGAGACCAGGAACUCUGCCUGGCUCAAGGAGGGAUGGGAUGUAAAUGUAUAUUAUACAGUGCCUUUGAUCAGAAGCAUGGAGUCUAGAAUAAUGAUUCCCACCCAGAGUUCACCUUUGCAAUAAGAAGAUGAAUGCAACUGGGAGCCUCUCUUUUACUAAAACUCACCUACUGCCAGGCGACGUGUAGAUUUUUUUUUAUCUGUGGGACAAUCUGUGUUACGUUCAAGUAUAUAAACAAAAACAUUUUCUGAUGGUAUGUUUGCAGCAGUGAGCCAGUCCUGACAAUUACUGAUGCAGGGUUUGUAUCCUGAAAUGCCCUCGUUUCCAUAAGUUUAGGUCAAAUAUGUGGAAAAAAGGAAUGACAAACUGGCACAAUGAAAUGCCAGAUUAUAUGUGCUGCAUUACUUGCAUGUAUAUUACACUGUAGAGUGAUAAUUAAAUGACUGUGUUGAGCUAGGUAUGGUAUGUUUCCUGCUUUUUGUUUAUACCAUGAGUUAUGGUAAUGGACGGUGUAUUUGUUUUUCACAAUGAAGGAAUAGUCUCCACCCAGCCUUUUAUGGGUGCACUUUUAUGAUCAGAUAUAUACCACUCGGAAUGAGAUCACACUGAGCUUCACAGCUGUCACUGUGAAAUUCAUGUUUGAUUUAACAAAAAGAAAAUCAGACUACCUCAAUCAUUAAAAUAUCAUAAUUUUGUAAUGUGUAAAGAGCCAACAAGGAGCAACUGUGUAACUUUUGGUAUAAAGUGGUCAGUAUUUUCAAAGUAAAAGUUGAGUAACACACAGCAGUGUGGUCACUGGUCGUUACAAUACUCAGAACCAAGGUUACAAAGACAAAGAGAGGAAACUGGAUCUUGGGACUUUCAGACAUAUGGAUAAAAGGUUUUAAGCUAUCCUUAUGAUUGUAAAUUAACUUUGAAAACCGGUUUUACCCCUGUGUUGUAAAUGGUUAGUCUGGUAUCCUUCUCAUGAAAUUAUGAUAAUAAAAUCAGUUUGGUAGGAAAAUCCUCCAUGCGCAGAGCAUGUCUGACAUUUCCAGAAGAAGAAGAAGCAUGAGCUGUUUAAAUAAAUACUGAGAAGUAGUUAAAUUGACAAAUAAGCACCAGGAAAAGGAUGACAGGACUGACUAAUUAAAUUAAACAAUGUGUAGGUCAAGCCCAUCAAAGUGAAGAAUAUCCUAAUCCAAAUAUACAACAUCGACCAUUAUUUUAAUUUGUCCGUCCUGAAAAUUAAAAUGGUCAGAAGUAUGAGGACAAUUGAGCAUUAUUACACCCAUAUGUUAAUCAGAAUCCGAAUCAGAAAUUCUUUAAUAAUCCCAGGGGGAAAUUAUUUAAAUUUAUAAUAAUAAUAUAUAACACCUCAUACCAAAACCAUGGUUAAUAAUCUGCUGCUAGAACCACCUUCACUCUGUUGUGAAGGAUUUCCACCAGAUUUGAACCUGGUUGCAGGGAUUUGAUCCUGUUCUGCUAUAAGAACAUUUGGCUUCUGGUUGGCUACUGAUGUUGGGGCAGUUAGUCCUGGCUCAUAGUUGGUGAGGCGGUUUAUCCCAGAGGUGUUGAAUGGGACUGAAGUCAGGACUCUGUGCAGGCCAAUCAAGUUCUUCUAUGCCAAAUUCAUCAAACCAUUUCUUUAUGGGUCUUGCUUUGUACACAGGGGGAUUGUUUCACUGAAAGAGUAAAGGGCCUUCCCCAAACUACUGAUGUGACAUAAAGAAUAAUUAAGAAUAAAGAAGAAUAAUAAUAGAGAACUAUCACACCUUGACUGAACUGUUGAUAAACCAAAGACAUUCACUUUGUGAUGCAGAGCCACAAGUAGAUGUGUAUAUCACUGUAUGCUUUUGCAUUA